Messenger RNA from Aedes albopictus (Asian tiger mosquito), 1400 nucleotides. Its product is annotated as fatty acid hydroxylase domain-containing protein 2-like. Gene Ontology annotation, biological process: sterol biosynthetic process. Gene Ontology annotation, cellular component: endoplasmic reticulum membrane. NCBI's taxonomy places the organism in Eukaryota, Metazoa, Arthropoda, Insecta, Diptera, Culicidae. The record is from RefSeq and is a predicted model, not a curated record. The transcript is spliced from 3 exons. Gene Ontology annotation, molecular function: C-4 methylsterol oxidase activity; iron ion binding. Bases 439 to 1296 code for a protein of 285 amino acids.
AGGCAUUCUGACUAUUCUAACUAGGAAUGCAACAAACUAGUAUUCAAUCACUUCAAAUCUAAUUUCCAAACAAACCUAAGCGUGAUAACAAAUUCUAAUCAAUAAUAAAAUUUGGUUAAUUCGCUAGAUAUCGAUUCCGAUAGGUGUACGAAAUGUGCCAAAUAGAUUCGUAUGCUUCCUCCUCCAUUGAACCCCUUCGACACCUGAUCCCACACAGGGUAACUUCAACCGAGGGGGAAAACUCCCCGGCAUCUAAUCUUAUCUUGUACUGCCGUCGUCCCGGUUUUAACCCGCGUGCGAGGGUUAACAUAGUUUAUCCAGUAAACAGUGCCACAAUGCAUCGGUCUAUCGGAAAACCUUCGUUCGCUCCUCAGUCUCAAUCGGAAAGUAUGUCAAGUUAGACACCAACCGAACCGUGCGUCGGAAGCAUCAUCCAACAUGGAACCAAUUGACAUCGGCUUACGCAACGGCACUGAGUCAACGUUUCUGCAAGAUCGAUGGAACUCCUUGCUCGAUACGAUCGGUGAUGAACCGGAGUUCCUGUACGUAUGGGCCUUAACCACCUGGGUCAAUGGCUUCUUCUGGUUUUUUGGAGGCUUGUUUGUCCUGAUGGACGUCACUAACCGCCCUCGCUGGUUGCGGAAGUUCAAAACACAACCCGGAACAAACGAACCGCUGGAAUGGACCGGCCUGUGGAGAGUGAUGAAAACGAUUCUCUUCAACCAAACCGUCAUCGGAGUUCCGUUGACCUACAUCGGGUUCCACACGGCCGGAAAAUCCAACCUUCCGGACGUUCGAGUCCUGCCGAGUACCUUCGAAGUGCUUCGCGAUCUGUGUGUCUGCUUGUUCUUUGCCGAAGUGGGAUUCUACUACAUUCAUCGGUUUUUGCACCUGAGACCCCUCUAUCGGUAUGUCCACAAGAAGCACCACGAGUGGACGGCCCCCUUUGCCUGGGCUGCCAUGUACUGCCAUCCGGUGGAACACAUACUGAGCAACAUGAUUCCGCCGAUCAUAGGGAUUCACUUGAUGAAGAGUCACCUGGCAACGGCCGCCCUGUGGUUCCCGCUGGUGAUUGUCAAUACGGUGCGGGAUCAUUGUGGGUAUCAUUUGCCGUUUUUCCCCAGCUCGGAGUAUCACGAUUACCAUCAUGCCAAGUUCACAGAAUGUUUCGGAACGUUUGGCUACCUGGAUUGGUUACAUGGGACCGAUAAGCAGUAUCGUAAAAGUAAACAAUGUCUGCGGCACAGGUGGUUGUGGUCGACGAAAUCAGCUCGAGAGCUGGUUCCGGACAAGUGAAAUAGGUGACAGCUGUGGUUGGCGAGAAAUGAUGAUAAACUUGUUCAAUAUAAUAAAUGUCUCGAUUAUGUUACUAAACGAUAAUACAGUCGCUGUCCAUAAAC